Molecule: messenger RNA, 4080 nt
Organism: Hyalella azteca
Lineage: Eukaryota; Metazoa; Arthropoda; Malacostraca; Amphipoda; Hyalellidae
Product: bumetanide-sensitive sodium-(potassium)-chloride cotransporter
Exons: 21
Coding region: 231-3215 (994 amino acids)
Biological process (GO): potassium ion homeostasis; potassium ion import across plasma membrane; chloride ion homeostasis
Cellular component (GO): membrane
Molecular function (GO): sodium:potassium:chloride symporter activity
Source: RefSeq, a predicted model, not a curated record
UAUAAGUAAUUACAACUCUCACUUUUUUCAGCUACUUCCUAAUAAGAUAUAAGUAAUUACAACUCUCACUUUUUUCAGCUACUUCCUAAUAAGAUAUAAGUAAUUACAACUCUCACUUUUUCAGCUACUUGCGUACCAAUUUUCUAGUAGGCUAUCAGAGAAAAACGUGCAUUAACUGAGAAGCAAGCCUAUAUACUGAUUCUUGCGGUUGGUGAGCAUUAGAGGACAGCAUGUCACGGUUAAGUGUGGACCACAGCGGAGACCCGCAUUAUGACACCAACUACCAAAGGUCCCUACGCCACUACAUCACCCGAGAAGCCCUGCCCAGCGAGUCCAACUACAGAAACAUUCAUACCAUCCACCAAGAGAGGCCUACCUUGGAUGACCUCCACGACUCCACGUACAAGCCUAAGAAGGCAGACGAGCAGACUGGAAACGAUGACGUCGAGGCAAAGGUCCAGAAAAGAGGCAAAGUCAUCAAGUUCGGCUGGAAGCAAGGAGUGCUCAUGCGAUGUUUGCUGAAUAUUUGGGGCGUAAUGCUUUUCCUGCGAAUCUCCUGGGUAGUUGGAGAAGCUGGAUUAAUCGAAGCCUUGGUGAUUGUGUGUUUCGGCAACACCGUGACAUUCAUAACCGCCAUCUCCAUGUCCGCCGUGGCGACGAACGGUCUCAUUGCAGGCGGGGGCGUGUACUACAUGAUCUCCCGGUCGCUGGGUCCCGAGUUCGGGGGCUCCAUCGGCCUCAUGUUCACUAUCGCUAAUUCAAUCGCUGUCGCCACCUAUAUCAUCGGUUUUGUCGAGAGUUUACAGGACAUGUUGUUCUUUUACUUCGAUACCGUCAUGAUCGACGGAGGUGUCAACGAUAUUCGGGCCGUCGGGACAGGAGUAUUGUUCGCCCUCAUGAUCCUGGCCAUCGUGGGCAUGGACUGGGUGACCAGGGUCCAAAUGAUGCUGCUGUUCUUGCUGCUAGCCUCACAAUUGGACGUGAUUAUUGGAUGCUUCAUCGGUCCGAUGACUGACGAAGAAAGGGCGCGCGGCUUUGUGGGCUGGAAUGGUGAGGUGUUUUCGGACAACAUGUUACGAGAAUACCGUGACUACGACGGCGAGCCUCAGAACAUCAUCUCGGUGUUCGCUGUGUUCUUCACUGCCGUCACGGGCAUCGUCGCGGGUGCUAACCUCUCCGGGGAUCUCAAGGAUCCUGGUUCGGCCAUCCCGAAAGGCACCCUCCUCGCCAUAGGCAUCACCUUCUGCAGCUACAUCCUGUACCCCUUCCUGCUGGCUGCCAAUGUGGUCCGCGACGCUUCAGGCAACACGACGGCGUUUAAGGAGUUCUACUACACAAAUGAAACGGUCAAUAUUCUGGAUUCGCCGACGUUUACGGAAUGUUCCACUACCGGCUAUGACUACGUAACGGAAGACAACGAAACGGUCUUAGCCUGCGAGUUCGGACUCCAUAACAGUUUUCAGGUAAUGGAGCUCGUGGCAGCGUGGGGCCCCUUGAUCUACAUCGGCUGCUUCGCUGCGACGCUCUCGUCGGCCAUCGCGUCCCUGGUGGGGGCGCCGCGGGUGCUGCAGGCCCUCGCCAAGGACCGCCUCUACCCCGGCAUCUUCAUGUUCAGCAAAGGCUUUGGGGCGAACAACGACCCCGUUAACGGCUACUGCUUGGUCUUUGUCCUCGCCUUCCUCUGCAUCAUGAUCGGGAACUUGAAUGCUGUGUCGACCCUGCUGAGUAACUUCUUCCUGGCGUCCUACAGUCUCAUCAACUUCUCCUGCUUCCACGCGUCCUUCAUCAAAAUUGGCCGCUUUAGACCUAUUUUUCAGUACUAUAACUUGUGGGUGAGCCUUUUUGGUGGCGUGCUGUGCCUGGUGACGAUGUUCCUCAUCGACUGGAUCACGGCUCUCAUCACCUUCCUUGUCACCAUCGGCCUCUACUUGUUUGUCUCCUACAGGAAGCCAGACGUGAACUGGGGCUCGAGUACACAGUCAGCCUCGUACGUGUCAGCCCUGCGAGCGACGCUGACGCUGCAGACGGUCGUCGACCACGUCAAGAACUACCGACCCCAGAUACUCGUGAUGUCAGGCAGGCCCAGCAGCAGGCCUCCUCUGCUCGACUUCGCCAACCUCAUCACCAAGAAUCUCAGCAUGAUGGUGUGCGUUGAGGUGUCCAAGGACAUGGACUGGAAGACAAGGACGGUCUACAUCAACAAGUGCAACGACUGGCUCAUUGAGAAGAAAUACAAAGCUUUCUACAAUCUCGUCAAGGCCGACCGGUUAGACGAAGGAGCCGUUAAUCUCUUUCAGCUCGCCGGUUUGGGCAAACUGAAGCCCAACGUGGUCCUCCUCGGGUUCAAGAGCGACUGGAGCGUGUGUGACAAACAGGAAUUGAAGGCCUACUUCAAUACCCUUCAUGCUGCGUUCAACAUGCAGCUUGGAAUUGCCAUCUUGCGUUUGAGCAACGGCACGGAUUACUCCAACAUCAUCGCUGACGACGAAUCUCCCAAGAUCUCAGAAGGAAUUGUUAACGAGGGCGCCGACAUAGAAACCACACCACGAGCCGAGGCCAAGAAGCGCAAGUUCUCAUUCUCCGCCGCCUACACCGGACCGGGCGGCGCUAAGCUGCCCAAGGAAAUCCUUGACGGCGUCACGAUAUUCAAACGCAAGCAGGGGGAAGGAACCAUUGACGUGUGGUGGCUGUAUGACGAUGGCGGCCUAACACUCUUGCUUCCAUACAUCCUGACGACUCGCUCCAAUUGGAGCAACUGCAAACUGCGCAUCUUUGCCCUCGCCAACCGUCGCGACGAGCUCGACAUGGAGCAGCGCAGCAUGGCAAACCUCCUCUCCAAGUUCAGGAUCGACUACGGCGACGUCAUCGUCAUCCCUGACGCCAUGAGUGGAGUCAGCGACGCGAGUCGCAGAGAAUUUCAAGGACUGAUAGAGAAAUUUAGGACCACCGCCAAAUGUGCUGACGAUGGAGUGUCUAUCACCGAGGAGGAGUUGGCCAAUCAGAAGGACAAGACCAACCGACACAUCAGAUUAAAGGAACUGUUGCUGGAGAACUCCUCGACCGCCAGCCUCAUCAUCAUGACGCUGCCCAUGCCACGCAAAGGCCAGGUGUCAGCGUCGCUGUACAUGGCGUGGCUGGACUACAUGAGUAAAGGCAUGCCGCCCUUCCUGUUCGUCAGGGGCAACCAGCAGUCUGUGCUUACCUUCUACAUGUAGAAUUAAAACUGCCGUCUCUUUCUCGUAACCUCGCUACAAGACAUCCACUUAUCCGGCUGAAUAGAACAUACUAAUGGGGGACGCGCCUAGAAACGCGACAGCAAUUUUUCGUCUUGUCCUUACUCUAAUUGGACACUUUCUCUAAAUUUUCGUACGUGUCUCGCAUUAUUUUAAGUUUAAUAUUGCACAAUUGUUAUCCAAAAUUUUUUUUCUGGAGCCAGUAAACAAUUAUAAAGCUGCAUUAGCGUUAAAAUUAUGACUUGAAAUUAUACGGAAACAAUUUUCAUGUUGUUUAUAAUCAUCGUUUAUUACUGAAAAUAGUUUCAUAAACAGGAAAAAAUAUAGGAGUAUAGACCGCAAAUUCCUCUUGCAAAUUGGAAAAUGGAACUUGGGAAUCCCUUAUUUAUUUUUUUUGGCUGAAUGAAAUUAACAUAGUAACUUGAGUUUGAUUUCGUUUGGUGAAGGUAAUGGCGACAAAAUCGAUCUUUGGCUUUUCAUCCAGGCCACGCCGCUCCCGAACAGUGGACUCUUAACUUGAUGUCAAUGUGGACUCGGCAACAAAUGCAACAUGUGGAUGUUAUCUUAACGUCAUCUUGAUUACUACCAAUAUUUAUAUACUGAUGAAGCUGAUUUGAUAUUAAUGUUAUCAAUCUGAAUAGAUAUUAUUGAUUCUGUACCUACUAAUCUGUGUCUCAUUAUAGGAUACAGAUUUUUAUUUAGAGAAUAGCAGGAUGGCACCUAUUCUAUUGUUGUGCUAUAAUGCCUUUCUUAAUAUGAUUAUUUCGAGCGAUAUCACUAAGGUUCAUGUCUCGAUGCAUGAGCGUCUCUGCGUGUGAAUGGCGGGAUUAAAGUGGACGUCACUAAA